Gryllus bimaculatus (two-spotted cricket) is the source of this 2142-nucleotide messenger RNA. The record is from the annotation of a GenBank genome assembly. NCBI's taxonomy places the organism in Eukaryota, Metazoa, Arthropoda, Insecta, Orthoptera, Gryllidae.
GAUAGAGUUGCCCGCGAAUAUUCGCUUCCCGCGAAAAUUUCUGUCACUGGUGAGCGGUGGGUGAGGGACCUAGUGAAUGUGUUGGGCAGUGGUAGCUGUCAUAAACAAUCAGUGAGUGUGUUACGUGGUCGUUAGUCGCUGCUCGUUGCUGUCCAGUGUGAGCGAAAUAUAUUCAUUGUGCGAAAUGAAUCGCAAACAAUGGUCUCUCGGCCAGGGCCGUCGAUCUUCGGCGCCCAAGCGGUUUUCUGCUGCGUUAUCGGAAACAGAAGAUAAAAAUAAAAAUGUUUGUGAUGGAAAGAAGUCUUUUAUUCCAAGACCUACUUGUGUGUCAUCACGCUCUUCAUCAGUGGAGAGAGAAGGUCUUCAAAGUUCUUCAAGGUGUACCCAAAAAUUUGUGAGAAGUACCUCUGUGGAAUCUGUUGAUGACAUUGCAAGAUCUGGAGGCCGCUCAAGAUUCACUGAAUCUGCAUUUACUCCUAAGCAUUUAAUGAAGACCCAUGGAGGCAGAAGUACAGUUAGUGUUCAAAGAACUGUGAGGAAAGAUACACGGCCUUUAUCGGAUAGAGCUUUCCAGUUAGCAGAACUAGCAAAGGUUGAAGAAUACCUUGUGGCAAAAAAAAUAAUAAAUCCUGGGCCAAGUUUAAGUAAUUCCAUGACAUUGAAGUUGUUUGUUCAUAUAAUGAAUUCCCUUCUUAAUGAGUACUUUCCAAAACAGCAGCUCACAUUAUCAAACUACAGUGAAUUAAUUCCUUUAUUAAUGAGGAAAUUGAAGUACCCUGGAAAUGUCACUCGAUCUUGGCUUGUAACAGCCAACUCUUCACACUCGUGGCAUAAUGUCCUUGGUUUGCUGUCAUGGCUAGUUAACUUAUCGACUCUUACAUCAUCAGAUCUGAAAUAUCUUGCUGAGGAUGAUGGAGAAAUUGAAAGUGUGCUAGAUUGUGAGAAAGCAAAAAAAUUAUUUGAGUUCACAUCGCGGAAGUAUGCUGAAUGGAGUGAAAAUUAUCAUAUGCCACUAAGGACUGAAGAUGAUGAUCAAUUUUUUGAUGACCUUGUUGCAGCCACAGUGAAUCCAUUAAAGAAAAAUGUAGAAGAAGCUAAGAAGGAAGUACAGGAGCUUGAAAAUAUGUUAAAAGCAACUGAAAAUACUGAAGAAUACGUCACAGAACAAAAGUACAAGGUGGUAAAGACAAAUUUGGAAAAGAAGAAGUCUGAAAGAAAGACUCUUAAGGAGAGUCUUGAAAAUUUAAAGCUUGGUUUAGAAAAAAUGAAAAAUGAAAUGCAAGUCUUGUUGAGUCAAAAUGGUAAACUGAAACAGUGCAUUGCGGAUUAUGACUGUUCCAGUUCAUUGAAUGCAGAGGAUGUUGCUAAGUUAGAGUCUGAGACAGUGGCACUAAGAAACGUUAUCAAAGUGCGUGAAAGUCAGCUUACUGACAUAAAUACUCAGUGUUAUUCAUUGGACCUGGCAACUGCUCGUUCACAAGGAAAGUUGGAUGAAGUAAGGCUGAAACGUGAGGCUAUCUUACGACAAUGUACUUCUCAAUACAUAAAUGUGGAAGAAUUUCAACUUCAUUUGAAUUAUGGAAAUAAAGAUAAUCCUAAAAUUUUGAAUGAAUACCUUGCUAAUGUAAAGAAGACUAAGCUCCAUCUUGAUAACAUUUUAAAAGAAUACAUUGAAAAAGAGAAUUCCUGCAAACUGCAAAGAAAUGAGACUGAAGAAAAGAUAAAAUCACAUGAGUGUGAUGUACACAAAAAACAAAUGGAAUUACAACAACUUGAUCUGAAGCUUGCUGAAUUAAAAAAUAAAUCUUCUGAUCUCCACCGUCAGAUAAGAAAUUUGAAGGAAGAAUAUUGUAAAGUGAAAGAAAAACUUAUCUCGUCAAAACACCGUGAAGAAUCUCUGUCCAGUAAUCUUUCAGAUUUACAAGAGGAGUUAAGAGUUCUUGAGGAAACAGCUGUAGAGCAAGAAUCAAUGUAUACGCAAGUAUUGGAACGUAUGUGCGAGGCAUUACGCAAUCAUGUUAAAAGAUGCCAAGAACUUGUUAUGUCUGUGUUGUCUUAAUAGUAAGUUAUUAUGUGAAUGUGUUUUAUUUAGACUCCUAUUUACGUUUUAAAUAAAGGAUUAUAGCGAAAUUUCCAAGUUCU